This is a messenger RNA of Staurois parvus, 1980 nucleotides long. NCBI's taxonomy places the organism in Eukaryota, Metazoa, Chordata, Amphibia, Anura, Ranidae. The record is from the annotation of a GenBank genome assembly.
AUGGCCGAUUACUCCACCGUCCCUCCACCAAACGCAGGCAACGCCGGUGGGGUCAACGACGCCUUUUUGGACGCGCUGCAGAGGGCGAGACAGAUUGCUGCUAAAAUAGGAGGAGAUGCACCACCACCUAUGAAUUCAAAUGACUACAACUUUACAGGGCAGAAGAGACCAUUAGAUGAUGGAGAUCAGCCAGAGGCAAAGAAAGUAGCUCCAACAAAUGACUCUUUUUCACCUUCACUGCCUCCAAUGCAUCAACAACAACAGAGGUCCGUUGUUACCGAAGAGUACAAAGUUCCAGAUGGAAUGGUUGGAUUCAGUUCAUUGAGAGGUGGUGAACAGAUUUCACGCAUUCAACAGGAAUCUGGCUGCAAGAUUCAGAUUGCUCCAGAUAGUGGUGGGAUGCCUGACCGAUCCUGCAUGUUAACUGGAACCCCUGAUUCUGUCCAAGGUGCAAAGAGGUUGCUCGAUCAGAUUGUUGAAAAGGGAAGGCCCACUCCUGGAUACCAUGGAGAUGGCCCUGGGAGCACAGUUCAGGAAAUCAUGAUUCCUUCUGGUAAAGCUGGACUGGUCAUCGGAAAAGGAGGGGAAACUAUUAAACAACUUCAGGAACGUGCAGGAGUCAAGAUGGUCAUGAUUCAGGAUGGACCCCAAAACACAGGAACAGACAAGCCAUUAAGAAUUACAGGAGAUCCUUACAAAGUGCAGCAAGCUAAGGACAUGGUGUUAGAAUUAAUACGUGAUCAAGGAGGUUUCAGAGAAGCAAGGAAUGAAUAUGGCUCAAGAAUAGGCGGGAAUGAAGGAAUUGAUGUACCCAUACCUCGAUUUGCUGUUGGAAUUGUAAUAGGCAGGAAUGGUGAAAUGAUCAAGAAAAUUCAGAGCGACGCAGGCGUCAGAAUUCAGUUUAAACCAGAUGAUGGUUCAACUCCAGAAAGAAUAGCACAGAUCACAGGUCCUCCAGACAGAUGUCAGCAUGCUGCAGAGAUCAUAACAGACUUGCUGCGCAGUGUCCAGGCCGGAAAUGCUGGUGGCCCUGGUCCGGGUGGCAGAGGAAGGGGUAGAGGAGGACAAGGAAACUGGAAUAUGGGCCCCCCCAGGAGGUCUGCAGGAAUUUAACUUUGCUGUUCUCACAGUAAAAAAACUGGACUCAUCAUUGGAAAAGGUGGUGAAACUAUCAAGAACAUAAGCCAACAAUCUGGAGCUAAAAUAGAGCUUCAGAGAAACCCUCCACCGAAUUCCGACCCAAACAUGAAGUUAUUUACUGUGCGCGGCUCUCCACAACAGAUAGACUAUGCAAGGCAACUAAUUGAAGAAAAAAUAGGGGGCCCAGUUAAUCCGUUAGGGCCUCCAGUUCCUCAUGGACCCCCUGGAGGUGUACCUGGCCCCCACGGACCUCCUGGACCUCCAGGCCCCGGUGCUCCCAUGGGACCAUACAACCCUCCACCAUAUAACCCAGGACCUCCAGGCCCAGCACCACACGGUCCCCCCGCGCCAUAUGCCCCACAGGGCUGGGGCAACACAUACCAGCAUUGGCAGCAGCCAGCUCAGCCAGACCCAAGUAAAGCAGGAACAGACCCCAAUUCUGCAGCAUGGGCAGCUUAUUAUGCUCACUAUUACCAGCAGCAAGCACCUCAGCCACCUGCAGCUCCAUCUGCUGGACCAGCUCCAACCCAAACUAAUGGACAAGUUGAUGCCCCAGCUGCCCCUCAAUCUGGCCAAGUGGAUUACACAAAAGCUUGGGAAGAGUAUUACAAAAAAAUGGGCCAGCAAGCCCCUCCUCAAGACUACUCCAAAGCAUGGGAAGAAUAUUACAAAAAGCAAGGCCAAACGGUUCCAGCUGCAGGUGCGGCACCACCUGCUGGCCAGCCUGAUUACAGCGCUGCCUGGGCAGAAUACUACAGACAACAAGCUGCAUAUUACGCACAGACCACAAGUCCCCAAACAAUGCCACAGCACCCUCCUGCGCCUCAGGUAUGUCAUUAA